Sinocyclocheilus anshuiensis is the source of this 1330-nucleotide messenger RNA. Its product is annotated as ephrin-B2-like. Lineage: Eukaryota; Metazoa; Chordata; Actinopteri; Cypriniformes; Cyprinidae. Bases 1 to 450 code for a protein of 149 amino acids. The record is from RefSeq and is a predicted model, not a curated record. The transcript is spliced from 2 exons.
AUGAUGGAGCAGAUCACAUAUAUGGAGUGUGCUGGAAACAACACACAUCCCAGAAUUCCCCCUAGAGGUCCUGGUGGAGAAAACGGCCCCCUUCCCCCCUCCAACAUCGCUGUUAUCGCAGGUGCAGCUGGCGGUUCGGCUUUCCUACUGCUCGUAACAGCCGUGAUCUGCGUGGUGUGCUAUCGACGACGACACGCCAAGCACUCGGAAUCGCACCACCCUCCACUCUCCCUCUCCUCCCUGACCUCGCCCAAACGGGGCUGCGGCGGGGGCAUAGGAGGCGGCAACAACAACGGCUCGGAGCCUAGCGACAUCAUCAUCCCGCUGCGGACUUCUGACUCCGCCUACUGCCCGCACUACGAGAAAGUGAGUGGGGAUUACGGCCAUCCGGUCUACAUCGUACAGGAGAUGCCCCCUCAGAGUCCCGCCAACAUCUACUAUAAAGUAUGAGAACCGGAGGCGACCUUACGAAAACAUCUGCUAAGACCACACCCACCUUGAACGACUACCUAAACCCCGCCCCAAGCCCCGCCCCCACAAUCUGCAUCCCUGUAGAUCAGAUCCUUUUACCUUCACACGCAUUUCUCCGACACGCUGACCGCUCGAGGUCGAGUGUGUCUGUGUGUGUGUGUGUGUGUGUUACCAUUCCUCGCAACUCAACCCAACUUCGGCCUUUUGUUAGAGAGAGGUUGUCCUGAUGUGAGGGCCUCCCUCUCUUUGACGUCCCACAUGGGGAAAAGUUCUUAAAGCUAGAGAAGACCUCCUGGAGUGAUUCAGCCUACUGAAAAAAAACAUGAACUCCUUUUUGGGGGGCCAUUCUGGAGCACAAGCAUCAAAACUUUUUCUGAUGUACUUGCAAAAAGACUAUAAACACACAAAAAAGAAAAGAAAACUCAACUUGUCCAAACCUACAAAGACAACAUGUGAACUUUGACUUCGAAUGCUACAUUUACUCACAAAUAGCAAAUAGUCUAGUUUGUGUUAAACUCCUUCGAAAGGGGGAGGGGCCAUCGAUUCAGCCAAUCGUCACACAGGGCUGCAGUCACCUGAUCUAGAACCCAUGUGUUUGAUUGGUGGAGUUGUAGUGGCGUGGAGAAUCUUGUAUAUUUUAAUAACGUGUGUAUUUUGUGAGUGUGUAGGAUAAAUAUUCCGACACUGCUGUCGCACACCUUGCGACCGGCGUGCUUCAGUACAACUCGCGAGUGUUUUUGCGUGCGGAUGAGUGCGUGUUUGAGUACAGUGUUAGUGUGAGCAUGGGAGCGUGUGUUUGUUAGACUGUUUCAAAACCAAAACACAAAAAUAUGAGCGAACAUCAAAAAAAAUUUUUUUA